AUGGUCAACGCAUGGAUUGAAAGCUUCCCCCAAACCGCUGCCCAGGUCCUGGACGAGAUGGACAGCACCCUUGGAUUUAAAUUAUCCAGCAUCAUAUCCGAUGGGCCCAACUCUAAACUCAAUAAGACGGAAAACUCACAACCUGCGGUCAUGGCGACGUCGGUCCUAAUACUUCGUGUAUUGGAGAAGGAGUUUGGCUUCGACGUCAAAUCUCGCAUCGAUGUCACACUUGGACAUAGCCUAGGAGAGUUCUCUGCAUUGGUCGCCGGUGGCUAUCUUGAAUUUGGCGACGCUCUCCGGUUGGUUCGACGUCGGGCGGAAAUAAUGGCCCAAUGCACGCGCAAUUUGGUCGAACAAUCCGGUGAAACAUACGGCAUGGUUGCGCUCCUUUGCGAACCUGAACACCUGGACAGUUUACUUCGAACCGUCCAGGAAUUCCUUGGCCUUGAGCCACCAGGCAUCGAAGGCGACACACAUAACCCGGUCCCACCGAUUCAACAAGUGGUUGUCGCAAAUAUCAACUCCAAGAACCAAAUCGUGCUUAGUGGUAGCCUGGACCGAAUCAAAACCCUUUUGAUUCAGUUGCGUCAAUUCGGUGGUCAUGAUCCGAGGGCCGUCAGAUUGAAAAGUGACAGUCCAUUUCACAGUCCUGCCAUGGCGCGAGCCGCCGAUUACAUGAGACAUGCCCUCGAACAGAUCGACAUCAAAUUCCCGGCAUCAGUACCAUGUAUUUCGAAUGUUUCUGCCCUGCCUUUCAAAUCCAAAGAGGACCUCACUGAUCUACUCUCGAGGCAAUGUACCGACACGGUGAGAUGGUGGGACAGCAUUCGCUAUCUUCACCAGGAACGAGGGGUAAGGCGAUGGAUCGGAAUUGGGCCAGGAAAGGUUGGGCGAAAUUUGGUUGGCAAGGAGGUUGGGAGGGUUGACACCAAAGGUGGCGGAGUUUGGGCUGUCUGUGAUCCUCGUGAGAUGUCAAGAAUCAUGAUCGCCUUGAAGGAGACUGAAUCAGAGAACUGA
Messenger RNA from Penicillium soppii, 1017 nucleotides. RefSeq names its product ACP S-malonyltransferase. The record is from RefSeq and is a predicted model, not a curated record. Gene Ontology annotation, cellular component: mitochondrion. The transcript has a single exon. Bases 1 to 1017 code for a protein of 338 amino acids. Gene Ontology annotation, molecular function: [acyl-carrier-protein] S-malonyltransferase activity. Lineage: Eukaryota; Fungi; Ascomycota; Eurotiomycetes; Eurotiales; Aspergillaceae. Gene Ontology annotation, biological process: fatty acid biosynthetic process.